This is a messenger RNA of Belonocnema kinseyi, 534 nucleotides long. Its product is annotated as E3 ubiquitin-protein ligase RNF180-like. The record is from RefSeq and is a predicted model, not a curated record. Gene Ontology annotation, molecular function: ubiquitin protein ligase activity; ubiquitin conjugating enzyme binding. Bases 84 to 461 code for a protein of 125 amino acids. Gene Ontology annotation, cellular component: endoplasmic reticulum membrane. NCBI's taxonomy places the organism in Eukaryota, Metazoa, Arthropoda, Insecta, Hymenoptera, Cynipidae. The transcript is spliced from 3 exons. Gene Ontology annotation, biological process: serotonin metabolic process; norepinephrine metabolic process; protein polyubiquitination.
AAUUAAGACGUAGAUAACCUAAAAAAAACAGUCUCGAAUUUUUUGAUCGAUUCGUCUUUCGCGUUCGUGUGAUGUGAUUUAAAAUGCCAGCACGUGUAACAGAAGUGAAAUGCAAGCGUUGCAGAACGGUUCUUUUCACUGAAGAAGCAACUCCGCUUUUGUCAGCUCACGGCGAAAUUCGAAACACAUCAGAAAAUUUGCCAUGCACAGCAAAUGGAUCUGAACCGCCUUGUCUCUACAUAUCAACAGACACAGUACCUGAUUGGAUUAAAGAGUGUAUAAAUAAGGAACUUUGGACCAAGGGCAAAAUUAAUUGCCAAAAUUGUAAAUCGAGACUGGGAUCGUUUAAUUUCGUUAAUGAAAUUAAAUGCGAGUGUGGCGAGUGUCCAGUGCCACCGAUUAGGAUAAUUCGUUCGAAAGUCGACAGACCUGCGGACAGUCUACGAAAUUCCAUUGUUUAAUUUUUAGAAAAAGAGGAAAAAAAACGUAAAAAUUGUAUUUUGUUAAUGGUAUUAAAGAAAUUUCGAUUCGGAA